CUGUCAAGGUUCGAUGAUAAAGCAAAGCUUACAUCGAUGGCAACCGAUGAUAGAUCAAAGCUUUUGAGAUGUGAGACGUGGCACGAUUUGGAGCGUCGGACUUGUUCUUCGCGGCUAUGGCGAGCAGCGCGACGAGUUUCACUUGGGGCGGAAGUUUUGUGAGGAUUGGAGCUCGCAAAUCUCGUCGUGGAGUUCUUGGGUGCGUCAAGCCUCCCAAUGUAGGCGAGCUUUGCGAGAAGGCGCGGCUAUCGCUCACUCCCGACGAGGCUGCUGAGAUCGGGCCCCAGAUUUCGAGGGUCGUGGGCUGGUUUGGCCAGCUCCAGGAGGUUGAGCUUGACAAUGUGGAUCCCGCGAUCCGGGUUGGUCAUGAGGUGGAAAGCCAACGGGGCUUGAGGAGAGACGAGCAUUUGGAUUUCACGGAGAAGGACUCGAUGGUUGCUUCGGUUGGCGAGAAAGAAGGCGUGUUUAUUAAAGUUCCAAAGAUCCUCAAUGAGCAAAGUGACUAGCCUAGCACUAGAAUAGUGAUCAUGGAUUGUGUAAGUUCCCAGUAAAAAGAAAGUUGAUUCAAUCCA
Molecule: messenger RNA, 572 nt
Organism: Selaginella moellendorffii
Lineage: Eukaryota; Viridiplantae; Streptophyta; Lycopodiopsida; Selaginellales; Selaginellaceae
Product: glutamyl-tRNA(Gln) amidotransferase subunit C, chloroplastic/mitochondrial
Exons: 4
Coding region: 117-506 (129 amino acids)
Biological process (GO): glutaminyl-tRNAGln biosynthesis via transamidation; regulation of translational fidelity
Molecular function (GO): glutaminyl-tRNA synthase (glutamine-hydrolyzing) activity
Source: RefSeq, a predicted model, not a curated record